CUCCCCUCUCCUCUCCUUCUCCGGCUUCCGGCGGCUAAGGGCCCUCGCUGCACGGCCGCACCGCACACCGCGUCGCGCAAUCCGCAUCCAGCCCUCCUCGUCGCGGCGCAGCUCACGCCACCCACGGCACCGAGGGCGCGCGCCCGGCGACGCGGAGUAGCAGGAGGAGGAGGAGGAGGGGGUUGAGAGCAAGCGGGCGGCCCCGGCGCGGCGUGACCCCCUCCGGCCUCCGGCCAUGCUGCAGCGCGCGGCGGGCAACGCCUACUCCUGGUGGUGGGCGUCCCACAUCCGCACCAGCCAGUCCAAAUGGCUCGACGCCACCCUCAACGAGAUGGAGGAGAGGGUGAAGCUCAUGAUCAAGCUCAUCGGGGCGGAUGCCGACACGUUCGGCAAGAAGGCGGAGCUCUACUUCAGGAGCCGGCCGGAGCUCAUCAGCAACGUCGAGGAGAUGUUCAGAUCCUACCAAGCACUGGCUGACCGGUACGACCGGAUAUCUAGCGAGCUGCACAAGGCCAACCACACCAUUGCCACCGUUUUCCCGGACCAUGUCCAGUUCUCCAUGCAAGAGGGUGACGCCGAAGGAGUCCCCAAGGCAAUUACAAGUAUUGAUCUCAUCAACUACAAAUUCCCUGCUCUGGAAGGUUUGCCAAUGGGCUCACGCGUCACAAGCCGGGGAUCGAGCCCGAACCCGGCUCCAAAGAGGACCCAGACACACCGGCGAGUCGGCUCCCACAUGAAUAAGGACAGGGCACUGGAAGAGAUCGACAAGCUGCAGAAGCAAAUCCUGGUGCUGCAGACCGAGAAGGAGUUCUUGAAGACCACUUAUGACAGUGCACUGGGCAAGUAUCUAGACAUUGAAAGGAAGGUGGCCGAGUUGCAGGAGGAAGUUUGCGGCUUGCAAGAUACUUUUAGCACUAGCUCGGGCAUUGAAGACAAUGAAGCCCGAGCACUGAUGGCUUCACGAGCCCUUAUGUCUUGUGAGCAUACAUUGGUUAACUUGCAGGGCCAGCAAAAGAGGUCAUCUAAAGAGGCGAGGACUGAAUUUCAAAGAUUCAACGAGGCAAAGGAGAAACUGAAAACCUUCAAGGAUGAGUGUGGGCAGCCCCAGACGCAAGAUGACGGGCCCGAUCACCAUGAAACAGGACUUACCCAAGUACUGCCACCUGUGGAUGGUGGCGAUUCUGUUCAGGACGAGGCUAAGCUUGACCUGCAGGAAGUAUGCCAAAAAAUCAAAGAACUAAUUGAAUUGCGCCCAGAGGCAUCAGUUUCAGACAUAGCGGAAAAAGUUGAUCGACUUGUGGAGAAGGUAGUCAACCUGGAGCUUGCUACUACGUCUCAGAAUGCUCAGAUCGAUAGAAUGAAAUCUGAGAUAGAUGACUUUCACAAGCGCCUGCAUGCCUUGGAGGAGGAGAAGGCAGCUUUGGUUGUUGAUUCCAGUAAGUUGGCCGAAAGGUUGAAGCAAGUUGAGGUGGUGCUACAAGUCGUCCUACAAAUUGGUAGGUCCAUACAACAUGGUACCGAGAAUAUUCGUGAAGAAAUGACUGAAGCUUGCAGUGAACUUGCUGGGUUUGUAGAAGCAUUGAACUCUCCAGCGUCUCAAAACAGCAAGUUUUUUGAUUCGUCUGAAAAGGGCUCGGAAGAUAUUGUGGUGCAGCAACAGCUUGUUGCUAAUCUAUCUGAAGGCGAGGAUAAUAUUUUAUCAGAAGAUUAUGCAUCUGUGCUUCAGAUCUACAAAGAUACAGAGCAACAACUUUCUGAAAUUGAGAAGGAAAACCAAAAGUAUCAUACUGAGGCGAUGUCAGAGCUGAAGGAACUGAAGAGCUCUAAUACAAUGAAAGACGAGGAGAUUCAUUCUCUUCGCCGCAUGCUAAGUUCUUUGCAGAGAAAGAUGAAUGUUUCUGUUUCGGAGAGCGGGGAGAUGUCUGAAGAAACGUCCAAAAUAAGCAGCACUCCUACAACUGAAGACAAAGAGAUUGCUGAUGUAGAUGAAUAUAUUAAGCAAUGCGAAGGUGAAGAACCACUUGAGUAUUCAGUUGGGGAGGAAAAAUUUAGAGCAGAGAUCGACAAGGUGUUGGAGCAGACCAUGGACUUCUGGCUGAGGUUUAGCACAUCAUACCAUCAAAUACGACAUUUCCAAACAGCAUUUGACAGGCUAAAAGCCGAGAUGAUCAAGUUGACCGAUGCACAGGCACAGGGAGUUGCAGAUGGAAUUCCUACUAAUCAUCAGGUAGCAAAACUGGAGUCAGCUGUUUUAGAAAAGAAAUUUCGGGAUUUGAAUACAGAUCUUCAAGUUUGGAUGGAAAAGAAUGUGCUAUUAAAAGGAGAGCUGGAGAACAGGUUCUCUUCACUAUGCAGCAUACAAGAGGAUAUAUCAAAGAUCACAAUUCUGGAUAAAGGUGGUGAAGAUCAUUUUACCCUCAUCCAAGCUGCAAAAUUCCAAGGAGAGGUUCUUAAUAUGAAACAAGAGAAUAACAAAGUUGCUAAAGAGCUAGAAGCUGGGCUGGACCACGUAAGAGGUCUCCAAGUGGAGGUUGGGAGGGAGCUCUUGAAACUCCGGGAGAAUCUUGAGCUAUCUAUAGCAAGAAGCAACCGCGCUCAACAGAACUUUCGAACCUUGUCAACAAAAGCUGUGGUUCCCCUUAGAACUUUCCUGUUUGGUGUGAAGCCGAAGAAGCCAUCACUCUUCUCCUGCAUGGGUCCUGGGAUGCAUAAGCAAUAUGGUAGCUCGAAGCAUGGUCGUAGAUGAGAAUGGUUGGGUUAUCUGCUAUUUGUUUCUUGGUAUUAAUACAUGAGAGAUUUCAUUGUAGUUGCCAGUUGAUUUGGAGCUAUACGUGUCUUUCCUUAGGGCUUAAAUGUAUAGGACCUGCAUCACUUGACUCAAAUUUGUUUUAUGAUUCAAUAUACUCCUGCACUAACCUUACUGCCAGAACUAAAUUUGGUGGGAAGGAUAAUGUCAUAUUUGUUCAUCAUACUACUGUCCUGGUACCGGAAGAAACUGUGUUUGCCUUCAAUGGUCAAACUGAGGUCAAGUUGGCAAUCCUUCGGGGCAUCGUUCAUAAAGCUGUUGGGAGGAAACUAUUACCACUCAGAUUCCAGACAAAAUAUAAACGUUUUUUGAAUUUCUCAUGCCCACAAUAUCCUUGUCUUCCUCUGGUGGUCUGUUCAGCAGUCAUUGAAAUCACUUUUCAGGAUAUGCAAUCUUGGAGAAGCGGGUCUCCCCUCGUUUGGCAAUGUCUUUCUUCAAUGCAUGGUGUCAAUAUAGUGGAAAAUUACCAGACAAAAAUGUCUGUUGACUUCAUUGUGUUUGGUUCAUGUCCAAAUUCAAAGUUGGUUUGCAUACGAUGAUCUGUUAACAUCCAAAAAAGGAAAAGGAAGGCUAGGUUGCCUAUAAAACUAAUAUUAUACUAUUUUCUUCUGUUCUCUUUUAUAUGGAAGGUGGUGUUGCUGUUUACUACAGUUGUUUGUUGUAUUGCAUCUUUAGCCUCUUAACAUUUUAGCAUAAGUUUGAGUCAUUGCUACUUCCUUAGCAGGAAAGAUAAGUGACUGUUGGUUUCAUUGAAUCAUAUGACAGGAUGGUGUCAGAAUCUUGGCUCGGAUAGACUUGAUCAGGUAUGUUUCAUAUCAGUGCUCUAGACGGCACAUCACAUGAAGUUAAUAAUGCUACCUUGUCCGUUCUUUGAUGUAUUUACUUUUUAGUACUUAUUUCGAAAAUGGAAAAUGGGCUGUGAGGUGGCAGUUAUCAGAUAUGGCUUAGCCCUGUUCUAUCCAUUAUAUACUCACUGUUUUCAGUUUUAUGCAUAGUUUACUGUAUAAUUAAACUCUGUAGUUGUCGAAACUGUGCAGCUCUUUCCUAGUCGGUUCACAGGUUUCCUCAAAGUUCUUCUGUUUCCCAAGGUGGUGGGUUCCUGUUUCCUACUUUGCUAGUUGCUACAGAAGUAGGAACCCAUUGUACAGAAUCAAAGAUAAGGUAGGUACCCGGCAAUCUCUAGACUCUAGCUAAAGAUUAAAGCUCUUGAAAUUGAUAAAGAAGGGCUUGAGUUUCGUUCCAGCAAGCAUCACAUCAGUUAUCCAGCUACAGAUUGUUUUAUCUUGUAUACCUUUCUAUUCCUGCUCCAUAAUGCUAGUUACUA
Triticum dicoccoides is the source of this 4130-nucleotide messenger RNA. RefSeq names its product protein NETWORKED 2A-like. The transcript is spliced from 2 exons. The coding region runs from base 236 to 2746 and encodes 836 amino acids. The record is from RefSeq and is a predicted model, not a curated record. Gene Ontology annotation, molecular function: actin binding. Lineage: Eukaryota; Viridiplantae; Streptophyta; Magnoliopsida; Poales; Poaceae.